Messenger RNA from Staurois parvus, 288 nucleotides. Lineage: Eukaryota; Metazoa; Chordata; Amphibia; Anura; Ranidae. The record is from the annotation of a GenBank genome assembly.
UGCACUCUCCCAAGGAAAAAAAAAAACCUAUCUAGCAAUACACACCAAACUGAGCAUGUGCAGAGUGACUCCACACGAUAUGUCUUAUCAGGAGAUAAGAGGGAGACACUGGAACAAGGGGAGGAUCAGAGAAGUCAGGAUCAAACACCCACAAUGCAGAGGAUUAACCCCUUAGGUUCCACAGUGAGUAUAGGAAGCAUGCUUUACUGCCAGGGGCGGACUGACAACUCAUGGGGCCCCCGGGCAAUAGGGGAUCAUGGGGCCCCUGUGUCCUUGCCCACACUCAAA